Molecule: messenger RNA, 1204 nt
Organism: Exophiala xenobiotica
Lineage: Eukaryota; Fungi; Ascomycota; Eurotiomycetes; Chaetothyriales; Herpotrichiellaceae
Product: mitotic-spindle organizing protein 1
Exons: 3
Coding region: 112-330 (72 amino acids)
Biological process (GO): microtubule nucleation by interphase microtubule organizing center; mitotic spindle assembly; gamma-tubulin complex localization
Cellular component (GO): spindle; gamma-tubulin ring complex; interphase microtubule organizing center
Source: RefSeq, a predicted model, not a curated record
CAAGCGUCCAUGCUCAUCAAUUCACCAACAAAUCAAUUCUGCUCUCUGACUUCUUCUCUUACAUCUGUGGAUUUGGAUUAGGAUCGAUUUGUCUCAAGUUAGUCGAAAAACAUGCCGUCUACAGAUUCCAAACGGGAGAAAGCCCGAGAGGUGGUCGACAUCCUCGAAGAGAUAUCUGUACUACUGAACACUGAGUUGGAUCGAACUCAGCUGUCUCUUUGUGUUUCGCUGAUUGAGAACGGUGUAAAUCCGGAGGCCCUAGCUACCGCUAUCAAAGAAUUGAGGCGAGAAACACAAGACUUACAGCCAGAAACUGCAAUGUCGGAAUGAUUGUCUUCGCCAUGAGAAGUAUUACUCUUGGAUGAUGGAGUGUGUCACAUCUCGAUUGAACCCUUCGAUCCUCGACAUCUGCCGGCGAAACACAGGACAUUGGCAACCACAAACAUGCGCAACAUGCCGCCUUUCCGUCUGAAGGCACUCUAGGCCUACGAGGUACUUCUUGGUAUGCGUCGCUCCGUACGAGCAGGUAGUGUGUAGACUGUCUUGGUAUUCGUACCAAAGAACCACACAAUGCGGAAGCCGGGGUGUCGGGGGAUUGUGAACUGAUCCCAUGCCAUACAGAGACUGAGCCACCCAGCCAACGCCGUAGACUACGCGUGACUACGGUAGAAUGGAAUGGCACGAAUGGGCACUAAUGGCUUGCAAGCGACGACAAAACCCAACAAUGUGGAUGACGUAUGCCACCUGUUUGAGGGGACGAUCAGAAUGUGGCUGAGAUGUCUCGAUGGGCCUGCCACCCACCUGCAAGGGCUUGGGGAACCUGGAAAGAGCCGCCCAAAUUGACGCUAAAAGCCGCCUAGGUUGCCAGAUCGACCGCAGACCGCUAGGCAUCCCGGGCGGGAGCCUUGCUCACUGGGUGACACGACAACCAGCCAUUUGUGGAGUUACAGGGAGCAUUUGUCGCUAAGCUGAGGCCGGCGCGUCAUGGUCAACCACACAUGGAUUGCAAACGCUCUGGUCAUGGCAGGUUUUGAAGCAAUCCAAACAUGGCGAAAGAUCUGAAGACUCGCCCUUACAUAAAAUCCUGCCAUGUCUAUCCUCAGUACUCCUGACCUCCAUUUGUACUUGCGGACGACCUUCAAGCAGAAUUGCUUGCGGUUCAAUAACAUACCUUCUUGUGCGCUGCUGCAUUCCUUCUGGCAAG